AUGGCGGUCUUUGCCCGCCUGCUGGAGCGUCUCGGGUGGUUCGCUCGAGCUCAAGAGGCAGCAGAGCAGGAGGCAGAGGUGGAACACAAGGUCCCCGGCGAGCCUAGGGGUCUCCUGGAGUCGCCCCGAUGCUCGCAAAGGCUACACGGGGGUGCGGCGGCUGCACCCGGCCUGCGCUUCGGGGCGAGUGCGGUGCAGGGCUGGCGCGCGCGCAUGGAGGACGCGCACUGCGCUCGACUGGCUUUGCCCGGGCUGCCGUCGGGUUGGGCUUUUUUCGCAGUCCUGGAUGGCCACGGGGGAGCACGGGCUGCACGCUUCGGAGCGCGCCACCUCCCAGGUCACGUGCUGGGGGAGCUGGGUCCCGCGCCCCGAGAGCCGGAGGACGUGUGCCAGGCUCUGCGUAGCGCCUUCCUCCGCGCAGAUGCGCAUCUGCGCUCGCUCUGGCCCCUCAGCGACCCCGGCGGCUCGACGGCAGUGGUGCUGCUCGUGUCCCCGCGCUUCCUCUACCUGGCACAUUGCGGGGACUCGCGCGCUCUGCUGAGCCGAUCGGGCUCCAUGGCUUUCUGUACCGAGGACCACCGUCCUCACCGGCCUCGGGAACGCGAGCGUAUCCAUGAUGCUGGUGGCACCGUUCGUCGCCGGCGUGUUGAGGGCUCCCUGGCCGUGUCCCGAGCCCUAGGCGACUUCGCCUUCAAACAGGCACCCGGGAGGCCUCCUGAGCUGCAGCUCGUGUCAGCUGAGCCCGAGGUGGCUGCGCUGGCACGCCAGGCCGAGGACGAGUUCGUGUUCCUGGCCUCCGAUGGCGUGUGGGACGCCCUGUCUGGUGCGGACCUGGUGGGGCUGGUGGCGUCGCGCCUCCGUCUGGGCUUGGCGCCAGAGCAUCUCUGUGCUCAGCUGUUGGACACGUGUCUAUGCAAGGGAAGUUUGGAUAACAUGACUUGCAUGGUGGUCUGCUUCCCAGGGGCCCCCAGGCCUUGUGAGGAGGCAAUCAGAAGGGAGAUGGCUUUAGACACAGCCCUGAGCCACAAAGUUGCCGAGCUGUAUUCCUCCGCUCAGGAACCCCCAUGCCUAAACACAAUUUUCAGGACCCUGGCAUCAGAGGACAUCCCAGGCUUGCCUCCCGGAGGAGGGCUCCAUAGCAAGGCCACUGUCAUUGCCGAAGCUUACUCAAAACUUCGUCAGACCUCAGAGGAAUGUCAAGAGGUAAGGCUCUGUCUCUUUGGGUCCCUCCUCAACCUGCGCUACAACCCUGCCUGCUGA
Messenger RNA from Chionomys nivalis (European snow vole), 1260 nucleotides. RefSeq names its product protein phosphatase, Mg2+/Mn2+ dependent 1N (putative) (gene Ppm1n). Gene Ontology annotation, molecular function: manganese ion binding; protein serine/threonine phosphatase activity; magnesium ion binding. The transcript is spliced from 4 exons. The record is from RefSeq and is a predicted model, not a curated record. NCBI's taxonomy places the organism in Eukaryota, Metazoa, Chordata, Mammalia, Rodentia, Cricetidae. The coding region runs from base 1 to 1260 and encodes 419 amino acids. Gene Ontology annotation, biological process: protein dephosphorylation.